AUACACAAGCUUAGUGUGUGUAAGAAAAUACCUUCAAAAGUCAUUAGUUGAAAAUUUAAAGGAUGCAUGUAUAGCUUUUGAGAGAGAUGAAGUGACAAGUGUCCUAAAUUAUGAAGUUUGAUAACUUGUGGCCUAAGGAAAACAUUGCAAAAUGAUAUUACGUGUCUGUGUUUACAGCUUUGUUUAAUACUCCUAUCAUUGACCUUAGCCAAAAGACAACUUUCUAUAUUUUUAAAAUGUUACAUCCUUCCCUGAACCAAUUUACUAUUAUAUUUAGUUGUAUAUAUCUUUUAUUGUCUGAAUGUUUCUGUUAUCCAACCCAACAUAGUUUGUUCCUACUUAGUACAAUAUUACAACUUCAAACGUUGUUGUCCGUUAACUCUUAGGAGCAUAAUUGUGAUCCCUCCUGCAUAGUGUCCAUCGACACAAGUUGUGGGUGUAGGAAAUCUAGACAUGUACAAUGUGAUAAUUAAAAUACAUAAUUUACAUAGAAGAGGAAGUUAGAUAAAUGACAAAUAAAGAACAGUAAAUAAAUAAGUACUACAUGAAAGUGUUAGGCUUCAAACAUGAAACUAAACAACUCUGAUAUAGCUAAGCUAGACAAAUGGUUCAUAUAUUCUGUUAUGCAAGGGAAACAAUUUUGCUUUUUCUUAUAGUCCCUCUUGCACAUGCUCAUCCUGUGUCUUUUCAUUACCCUAGGUUUAGCAAUAAUAGUAAAGAUCAGCCAAGGCUUGAAGGCGAUGCCACCAUUGUAGAUUCUGACUAUGUUAUUCGACUCACUCGGUACCCUGCUGACCCAGAUAAGACUUCUGGUGUUGGCCGAGUCAGAAGUCCCGAACUUAUCAAACUUUAUGACAAUAAAACAAAUCAACUGUAUGACUUUAGUACCAAGUUUUCUUUUAUUAUAUUUUCAAAUCACAGUAAGCAUGGAGAUGGUUUGGCAUUCUUCAUUGCAAGCCCAAAGCUUCCAACAACAAAUCAUAUAGGAGGUGGAGGGGGUUUUGGUCUUAUGAAUGCAACGGAAGUUGCUAUAAACUCUACUGAGUAUUCAUUUGUAGCAGUGGAGUUUGAUACUCAUCACAAUCAUUGGGACCCAACUGUCUACCAUGUGGGAGUGAAUAUUAAUUCUGUGGUGUCCGAUAAACAUAUUGAAUGGUCCGUGGAUGUUUCAGAAAGGAAAUUUUAUCAUUGUAGCAUAGAAUAUAGUUCCAGAAACAAAAAUCUGGAUGUUUCUUUCACCGGAAAGAGAUUGAAUGAAGGGCAAGAGGAGCAGAGAUUUUCACACACAAUUGAUCUAAGAGAGCAUUUAACAGAGCAUGUUAUUGUUGGCAUAUCAGCUUCAACAGGAUCUGCAGAUGAGGAACAUUUGCUGCGGUCGUGGUCUUUUAGUACUCGGCAUGAAGAUACUCCUAAGAAGAAACGGAACGUAAUCAUAACUAGAUUAUGUGAAGUAUUAGGAAGUGGCGUCCUAAUGAUAUCUUUGAGUUGCAUAAUAAUAUUCUUCAUUGCAUUGUGGAAAAAGAAUAAAGCAAAAGAAGAACCUGCUACGUCAGAAACCAUCUCUGAUCAGAACAUGGAUGAAGAAUUCCAAUUGGGUGCUGGGCCUAAGAAGUUUAGUUAUUCGGAAUUAUUGGAUGCAACAAACAACUUUGAAGAGACACUGAAGCUUGGUCAAGGUGGUUUUGGUAGUGUUUACAAGGGUUAUUUUAAAGACACAAACUCAGUCGCAGCCAUAAAGAGGAGGAUAUCACCAAUUGCUCGGCAGGGUAAAAAGCAAUACUCAGCAGAAGUGAAGAUCAUUAGCCAAUUGAGACAUAGAAAUUUGGUGAAACUCAAUGGUUGGUGCCACAAGAAGAAUGAACUUAUCCUAAUAUACGAAUACAUGCCUAAUGGCAGCUUAGAUUUUCAUCUUUUUCGUGAAGGUAGCAUCUUGUCAUGGCACUUGAGGUACAAUAUAGUUCUUGGGUUGGCUUCAGCAUUGCUUUAUUUGCAGGAAGAAUGGGAAAAAUGUGUGAUUCACAGGGACAUAAAAUCAAGCAACAUAAUGUUGGACUCCAACUUCAAUACUAAGCUUGGUGAUUUUGGGCUAGCUAGGCUGAUGGAUCAUGAGAAAGGGUCAGAAACUACAGUUGUAGCUGGAACCAGAGGUUACCUAGCUCCAGAAUACAUGGACUCAGGCAAGGCUAGAAAGGAAUCUGACAUAUUCAGUUUCGGGGUUGUUUUGUUGGAGAUAGCCUGUGGAAAAAAGGCCAUACACUACCAAGAAUUGGAGGGUGAAGUAUCAUUAGUUGAGUGGGUUUGGGAGCUAUAUGGAUUGAAAAAUAUCAUUGCAGCAGCAGAUCGUAAGCUAUAUGGGCAAUUUGAUGUGAAGGAAUUGGAAUGUUUGCUAGUAGUUGGACUUUGGUGUGCUAAUCCAGAUAGCACAUCAAGACCAUCUAUAAAGACAGUGAUUAAGGCGCUAAACUUUGAAGCUCCAUUACCAAUUCUUCCACAAAACAUGCUAUCUCUAGCAUCUCGGUCUGCCGCAACAAAUGAGCAAUUAUUAUCAGUUCCUUCUUUCAUUAGGUUCACAGGUUAGUUUGAACCUGAAAGUAAACAGAAUGUAGUCAUUGUGAUAUUGAUUAUUCAUAUCCAGUCUGGGCAUUUAGGUGCUGAAAAUUGUAGCAUUUUUCUUUUACCCAUAUAACAACUACUAUUCUGUAAGGUUCUUUUUCCUAUGACUAACUGUUCUAUAAGUUAAAUAAUCUAUAGCUCAUACUUUUAAUCCGAGUAUCAUUACAAUGUUCCUUACUAUUU
This is a messenger RNA of Trifolium pratense (red clover), 2796 nucleotides long. Its product is annotated as L-type lectin-domain containing receptor kinase IX.1-like. The transcript has a single exon. Gene Ontology annotation, cellular component: plasma membrane. Gene Ontology annotation, molecular function: carbohydrate binding; ATP binding; protein kinase activity. The record is from RefSeq and is a predicted model, not a curated record. Lineage: Eukaryota; Viridiplantae; Streptophyta; Magnoliopsida; Fabales; Fabaceae. The coding region runs from base 605 to 2578 and encodes 657 amino acids. Gene Ontology annotation, biological process: protein phosphorylation.